AUGAGUCCUCCGAGCUUCGCCAUCCGAGACCUGCUGCCGGAGGCUUCCUCGCGCUCCCCCUCGCCCUCCGACACCGAGCUGGACGUCACCGGCACCGAGACUCCUCCGCCGGGCUGCUCCACCGACCACAAGAAGAACGAGAAGCCCGCCUACAGCUACAACGCGCUCAUCAUGAUGGCCAUCCGCAGCAGCCCCGAGAGGCGGCUCACGCUGAACGGCAUCUACGAGUACAUCAUGAAGAACUUCCCCUACUACAAGGAGAACAAGCAGGGCUGGCAGAACUCUAUUCGACAUAAUUUGAGUCUGAAUAAGUGUUUCGUAAAAGUCCCGCGCCACUACGACGACCCCGGCAAGGGUAACUACUGGAUGCUGGACCCUUCGUCUGACGACGUCUUCAUAGGAGGCACCACCGGCAAGUUGAGGAGGAGGUCCACGGCGGCGUCCAGGUCACGGCUCGCAGCCUUCAAGAGAGGAGCCGUGCUGCACCCCAUGUUCGGGAACCCGUACGCGUCUCUGGUCGGUCUGUACCCCCCCUUACUAUCAGUGUACGGGAGGUACGCGCUGCCGAGCCCGCUGUUAAGGCUCCCGCCGCCUCCUCCCAGCCCCUACCACCAGCUGUACCGCAGGAUCCACGGCCUGUCGCCUCCCGGCAGCCCGCCCGCGGAGCCCGACUCACAUCUCAUGAAGCACAACUGUGAUAGGACCAGAGCCGGCCGUGUAUUAUAA
Danaus chrysippus (African queen) is the source of this 726-nucleotide messenger RNA. The record is from the annotation of a GenBank genome assembly. NCBI's taxonomy places the organism in Eukaryota, Metazoa, Arthropoda, Insecta, Lepidoptera, Nymphalidae.